Molecule: messenger RNA, 993 nt
Organism: Torulaspora delbrueckii
Lineage: Eukaryota; Fungi; Ascomycota; Saccharomycetes; Saccharomycetales; Saccharomycetaceae
Product: homeobox domain-containing protein
Exons: 1
Coding region: 1-993 (330 amino acids)
Biological process (GO): regulation of transcription by RNA polymerase II; cell differentiation
Molecular function (GO): RNA polymerase II cis-regulatory region sequence-specific DNA binding; DNA-binding transcription factor activity, RNA polymerase II-specific
Source: RefSeq, a predicted model, not a curated record
AUGAUGUCAGGUAAGCCUCUUUUGCCAUCUCUAGCCGUGUUAUUGAAUAACAAUAUGCUUCAUUCUGAGCCUUGUUCACCUCUAUUGGAGAAUUUGAAGCCCAGGUUCUAUAAUGAUGAUCAAGGUGCCAUUAGACUUCCUCCUCUCGGUUUCAACGGUAUUACUCGUCCCAAAUCAGUGGAUAGUGCAUUGAGACAUGUACCGAUAACAAACAGCACCGGAUCAUAUACUCCCGCAAGACAACCACAACUUAGAACUCAAUCAUUUACAGAAGCAGAACCUGCUACUCCUUCAACGCCGGUCGUUAAGAAAAAGAGUACCAAUCAAUCGGCUAGGAAGAAUGAUAUGUUAACUCCCUUAUCUGCCGCCAGAGCUGUGAUCACACCUUCUGCUAAUGAUAAGAAGAGAGCAUUUGCAUUCAUAACACAUUCUCAGGAAACCUUCCCAACAAAGGAGCCUAAAAUCGAUAAUGCACCGCUAGCACGUCGUAAAAGGAGAAGAACUUCAACACAGGAACUAAAUAUACUUCAGGCCGAGUUCAAUGCUUGUCCCGCUCCCGACAAACGUAAGAGACAGGAAUUGGCUGAACGUUGUAACAUGUCUGAGAAAGCUGUUCAAAUUUGGUUCCAAAAUAAAAGGCAGGCAUCCAAGAGACAAAACAAUUCUGCUCAAAGAGCUGUCCAAUCAACACCAGUGGCACAAAUACCCACCGAACCCGCUGUCACUACACCGGAAGCCACAAGUGGUGAAACAACCCCUCCAAGAACUUCUAAGAGAGGCCAGGCACUCACAUUCCACCUUACAUCAGACAAGAAAGUCUUAACACCCAUCAAGACUUCACCCAAUAGCAGAGUAAAUAAGCUGAUCAACGGCGAUGGCUCCGGUAGCCCCCGUAGUAAACCACGCUCGGCGGCUAACUCCAUUAACACAUCUGGAUCUCCAACUAAGAGAAUCCCACUUCAGGAGUUGAACAAUAACACUUUAGUUCACUAA